Messenger RNA from Exophiala oligosperma, 1081 nucleotides. RefSeq lists its product as uncharacterized. Bases 284 to 820 code for a protein of 178 amino acids. The transcript has 2 exons. The record is from RefSeq and is a predicted model, not a curated record. NCBI's taxonomy places the organism in Eukaryota, Fungi, Ascomycota, Eurotiomycetes, Chaetothyriales, Herpotrichiellaceae.
CGCAUGACGAAGAUGUUGAGGCAGCCUUGUUCAUCAGGAAGCCACCAUUGUUAUUGUUGUAUGCAGUCUCGUCGCAAGAGAAAGAUGUCUUCUUGUGUGCAGUCUCGUCACGAGAGAAAGAUGGCUUGUUCACCUGGAAACCAUCAUUGAUAUCUGGCUGGCAAGUCUGCCGAAGGCUCAACAGUGGUUUUCCAAAUCCGCUCACCGACCAUCUUACCAUUUCGACUACGAAAAAAACAAACCUUUCCACUGCCACCACCACCACCACCACCACCACCUCAUCAUGGCUGCCGCUAAUCCUCUCGGUCCACAGCCAGACUUUCAGCUUAUCGCAAACGAAAUUCUUAAGAUUGCGAACACACCUGCGAUAGCUGGCGGCCAAGAGAUCUUGAACGAGAUGAGAGCAAUACGAGAGCAGUCCGCUAGAAUGGAGAUCGCUCUUCAAGAAAGCAUUGCGAACGUUCGACGAGAGGUUGGCAAUGUUCAACGAGACGUUGGCAACGUUCGACGAGAUCUCAUGACAAUGAUGCGUGUGUCGAAUCAUAACAACGCAGCCCGAGUUCAGAAUGCCCAUAUGGAGAAUCGCACACCCAAUCUAUCACCCUUCUUGAAUCCCGUCACUGGUGAAGGCAUCCCUUAUUUUCCUCUAACGGUGGAUGAACUCGAAGGCCUGAAUCGACGUCGCCUUAGAGGACUUUUGCAGCAGCUAGACAUUCAGUACAGACCUCGUGAAAACCAGGAGGCUCUGAUGCGGAUGCUUAGAGCACACAUUGGCUUGAGAGCCACCAGAACUCCAAGCCCUCACGAGAGAAAGAGAUGAACGGCAUUGUAACGAAGAGUAAUGAAACAAUCCGUAUGAGUUUAUGAGAUAUGACUGGGCUCUAAAGCGAAUGCUUAGAGCACACAUUGACUUGAGAGCGAUCAGGGCUCCAACACCUCCAUGAGAGAGAGAGAGAGAGCGCCUGCGAAGAGUGCUUAGACAAGUUGGGGCAUAAAAGUUAGCGACAGGUAUUACGCACACCUAUCUUUGCAUUACGCACAAGGCUACCUAUAUCUUUGGGGUGCUCCCCAAAUGUCAUUC